Molecule: messenger RNA, 2983 nt
Organism: Neurospora tetraspora
Lineage: Eukaryota; Fungi; Ascomycota; Sordariomycetes; Sordariales; Sordariaceae
Exons: 2
Coding region: 454-2889 (811 amino acids)
Source: RefSeq, a predicted model, not a curated record
GAACCAAAGCUGAUGUCCCCAGAUUGAGAACUUUGUCUGCCUUGUCUCCUCGCUUCCUCUCUAUUUAGUACCUAGCGCAACAGCUUGAGGUGGAUGGGUGUUGUGACAGAGUCGCUCGUUGGGAAUAUUUCGACAUGGCGUCCACGACUGGUCAAAUGGGAAGCAUCCGCGUUUCAGCCCUUUGGAAGUUGGGCAUUAUUUUAGCACCGCCGCAGCCCAGCUAUUGGCUGAUCAGACGGACAAAAAAUGCUAAGCCUUCAUUUACGACCUGAGUGAGCUGGCAGGAAGCUGGCAAGUCGGUUCAAAGUCAAAGGCAGACCUCGAGAUGAACGAACGUCCGAGUAUUAUAUCACUACCACGGCUCUUGUUCAAUCCACCAAACCAGGCGAUGCAUGCCCGUCCAUUCUCCAACAACCUGCUCGUCUCGCUCAUUCCGCUCACCUCAUCGUCCUCAUGGAUCCAUUAUCGUUCACGGCUAGCCUCAUUGCUAUAGUAGGCCUAGCGGGAGAAGUCGCAAAGACCUGCAAAAGCUACAUCAACGGCAUCAAGAACCAUCCGCGUGAAAUCCGGCUGAUUUACAUCAAAGUCACCUCACUCGCUUCGAUCUUGGAUGGGUUGACGGUACUGCACGAAGACGACUACGAAGACGCAAAAAUUCUCAGGCAACUAAAAGGACCCGAUGGACCGAUACAAAAAUGCCAGGAAACGAUCCGCGAGUUAUCCGAUCUUGUACACCUGAACUCGGCCUCUGCCACAUCUGGGGGCAGCGGCACGAAGAGAAGACGUCUGAUGUCGAAACUACCAACUCUGGAACAACUGGCGUGGCCAUUCAGAAAAGACGACGCAGUAUCAUUAUUGAAGAGGAUCGCGACACACAAACACACUAUCAGUGCAGCUCUCACUGCAUCCCUGCAUUCUGAAGUUCGGUCAAUCAAAGCAAAGCUGGAUCAAGCAGAGAAGGACAGACUACACGCUUGGCUUGUCCAGAUCAACCCUUCUUCGAACCACAACACCGCAAACAGCCUCUAUGAGGAGGGAACCGGUGACUGGAUCUUCCGCUCUCAAGAGUGGAACCGCUGGGUAAAUAAACAGUCCAAGGAACGGUCUCUUUGGAUACACGGCAUCCCCGGGGCAGGGAAGACCAUCCUUGCCUCUCAUGUCAUCGAGCAACUCAUCAAUACCAAAUGCUCGGGCAACGUGGUACUCGUCUACUAUUACUGCUAUCACGGCCACAACCGUGAUGAAACCUUUUCAUUCCUCCGAUGGCUUGUCAGCCAACUCUGUCGGAAGACUGAUACGGUCUCGAGUUUGACGUACGAUAUUUACCGAAGCGGCCAAGAUCCGGACAUAACCAAACUCCUCGCAGCACUUCACGCACAGCUUGACGGUUUGGACACGGUAUAUGUCGCGGUCGAUGCCUUGGAUGAAAGCCAGAGGCCGAGACAUACAUUCCUGGGUGUUCUCCGUACUCUGGCUACCGAUCCGCGAUUCCAGAAGAUCCGACUCUUGACCACCAGCCGUGAAUACGCCGACAUCGAGCGGGUCAUGGCUCCCAGCUCCCUUUCCGUACCUACUUCACAUGAGGAGGUGGAGAAGGAUAUUCGAGUCUUUGUCGAAAGAAGCAUCAGUCGAAGCGACAGUUUCAAGCAUUGGCCCGACGAUCUGAAGCUUGAGGUGGUUGAUGCACUUGUCAAGGGAGCAAAAGGCAUGUUUCGUUGGGCGGUCUGCCAGCUGGAUAUUCUUCGUCGUCUCAGCUGCGCAACAUACGAAGACGUCAGGCAAACGAUCAAAACUCUCCCCAAGGACUUGGACGAAACCUACAUGAGGAUCUUGAACCUUAUCCCCCCAGAUGAUCUCGAACUUGUCCGAUUCACCAUCCAUUGGAUCAUCUACACGGAAAAUCUGGUCGGAUGGCAUGUCAGGAUGAAUGAUGUUUCCGAAGUCGUGAGCUUCUAUGUGUUGCAUCGUUAUGGAUCCUCAGAACGGGCCAACCAAAUCUCUAUCCCUUGUAACCUCGACAAGCUUAAAGAUUGCUGUGGUUGCCUUGUUUCGUUCGUUGGCGAUCAACAGGACGAAGAGAAUCCUGUCUGCAAACUCUCCCACUACACCAUCAAAGAGUUCCUGAAAUCCAGUCGAUUCAAGCCGACAGAUCAGCUUAUGUGUCUUGACCUUGCAACAAUGAAGACUUACCUGCCCAAUGUUAUUCUCCAAAUGACCAUUGAUCGCGAUGGACGCGAUGCUCAGGGCCGUAAAGAACUCUUCGGUUUUUUGGUCUUUGUGAGAACCCUCUUGCUCGAUGAAGAGUUCUUGGAUCACAAACUGGUAUUUUCUGCUUUCCUGAUUGAUAUGCCACCAAAGGGAAAGUACAACUGUGGUGAUAGAAGAUUUCAUGCCAUGUGGGCUCUUUAUGCAAUUGAGUGGGUUGGGGAUAGGCCGGCAGACGAAAUCAUUGUCUUGCUUCGUUUGUUAGCCAUGGACGCCCCCCAAAUCUCCCGAAAUCUGCUGGUAACUGCUGGCAGUCACCUUCUUUGCUCAUCCUUGAGCUUGAUAUGGUACGACUUUCACGUGUACGGCAGCUUAACGGACCCGAUCAAAAUGACAUUUGAGGGCAAUGUUGUUGAGUUUCUAGCGGCCUUUUUCUUCACUUCACCCCAUGCACUGUUGUUUCUACUGGAAAACUACUACCACGACUUUGCGCACUCCGUGGACUUGAAUGAAAUCCUGCGAUCAUUUCAAAAUGUUCGCCGAGAUCUCGACUUCUUGGAUGCAGAAUUCCGUAGGGAGGACGAUCAUGAAAUCUGUGCGAAAGUGGCGCAGAAGCUUCACGAUCUGGGCGCGGUUGUGAUGGAUAAGUAUACAGAGUCAGACACGGAGUCUAACGCCGGGUGAACGACAAAGCCGAUGGUAGAACCAGGCGCAGAGUCUCAUGACCGGCCGAAGAGGUGGCUUGAUGUUGUUUUGAGAAUUGAGAGUAAAGAGGUAA